AUGCCAAAGAGAGAAGGCCCAGCUCUGGAACCAGAAACAGGCAUGGGAAUGUUACAGGAAGUCAGCAGUGACUACCGGACCAAUCAUAGCACCAGAAGAGACCUAAGGAAAAUGAACCCAGCUGCUGCUUUCUGUUCGCUCUUGGCUUUCAUUCUUGCUGUAGUUGCCAUCUAUCUGCUUGUAGACAACUUCAGAUCCCAACAGGAAAUGUGUGCAACAGGUCAGUUUAUGAAGGCAAGGAAAUCUGACCGGUUACAUCAACGAGAUUAUGUACCCCCCAGGUCUAAUACAGAUAAGCCGAGAGCACACCUGACAGCUGUUCGACAGAAGUCUAUGAAUCCUGUAAAAGAUUUAUGGCCGGCUCUCCAGUGGGAACACAAACUUGGCUCUGCCUUCAUCAAAAACCAAAUGAACUACACCAACAAGUUCCUGGUGAUCCCAGAGUCGGGAGACUACUUUGUUUAUUCACAAGUCACUUUCCGAGGCAGCACGCCAGAGUGUGGUAAAAUCAACCAAAAGAACCAGUCAACCAAGCCCAAUUACAUAACCCAGGUCAUCACCAGAGUCACUGACAGAUACCCGGAGCCAAUUCAGCUUUUAACAGGGACCAAGUCAAUUUGUGAGAUAGGGAGCACCUGGUUUACUCCAAUUUACCUGGGGGCUGUUUUUUCUAUGCAAGAGGGGGAUAAGCUGAUGGUGAAUGUCAGUGACAUCUCUCUUGUGGAUUAUACCAAAGAAGACAAAACAUUCUUUGGGGCUUUCCUGUUAUAA
Molecule: messenger RNA, 771 nt
Organism: Trichosurus vulpecula (common brushtail)
Lineage: Eukaryota; Metazoa; Chordata; Mammalia; Diprotodontia; Phalangeridae
Gene: TNFSF15
Product: TNF superfamily member 15
Exons: 4
Coding region: 1-771 (256 amino acids)
Biological process (GO): immune response
Cellular component (GO): membrane
Molecular function (GO): tumor necrosis factor receptor binding
Source: RefSeq, a predicted model, not a curated record